Cyprinus carpio (common carp) is the source of this 1314-nucleotide messenger RNA. RefSeq names its product ADP ribosylation factor like GTPase 3, like 1 (gene arl3l1). The record is from RefSeq and is a predicted model, not a curated record. Gene Ontology annotation, cellular component: microtubule cytoskeleton; cytoplasm. Gene Ontology annotation, biological process: cilium assembly. Gene Ontology annotation, molecular function: GTP binding; GTPase activity. Lineage: Eukaryota; Metazoa; Chordata; Actinopteri; Cypriniformes; Cyprinidae. Bases 347 to 910 code for a protein of 187 amino acids. The transcript has 7 exons.
GAUAAUCCAGGUAAGUCUUUAAUGCUGGAGAUGUGCUGGAGGAGACGAGUGGAGGGGAGGCGGGUGGAGAGAUUGCUAAUUGUGGCCUACUAAUCCAACCCCUCCCCCACUUUCACCCACCUCCACAUCCUCCUCUAUGUCACAUAUGAGGAAGGCCAGGCACAUAUAGAAGGAAAGGCACUGCACCCUGUGAAGUGAAGAACAAGUAUUUUGAGGGAAGAGGAUCCAAACAGAAACAGUGGACAGUAAGAAAACCAAACGCUACUUGGAUAUAUCCCAUAUAGAAUGUAGCUGCGCCUUUUUAUCUCUCUCCACAUCCUCUUCCUACCACAAAAUUCACAGCACCAUGGGAGAAGUCCAAAAGGGUUUGUUUUCAGUCAUUGAGAAGCUAAAAGGCACUACAGAGCAAGAGCUGCGGAUAGUCCUUCUUGGCCUUGAUAAUGCUGGAAAAACCACUUUGUUAAAACAACUCGCCUCGGAAGAUGUGAACACCAUCACUCCAACUCAGGGUUUCAACAUUAAAAGUGUGACCUGUGAUGCCAUGAAGCUGAAUGUGUGGGACAUUGGAGGACAGAGGAAGAUUCGCCCAUUCUGGAAGAAGUACCUGGAGAACACAGAUUUAUUGAUUUAUGUGAUUGACAGUGCAGACAAAAAGAGAUUUGAAGAAACAGGCAUAGAGCUCUCAGAGCUCAUCGAUGAAGAGAACCUGAAGGGUGUGCCAUUGCUCAUCUUUGCCAAUAAACAGGACCUGGCCACAGCCUCUCCGGCCAAUGAGAUUGCCGAAGGCCUCAACCUGCACACAUACCGGGACAGAGAGUGGCAGAUCCAGGCCUGUUCUGCCAUAUCUGGGGAGGGUGUACAGGAUGGCAUGAACUGGAUCAGUAACAAUAUUGUAAAUAAGAAAAAAUGAAUCUGCUCAUUUCCAAGUGUUAUUUUGUAAAAUUUCUCUUAUUAUUCUGUUACUGUAAUCCACAUAUAAAAUAUUUACUUCAGAAAACUCUUUUUGUAAUUAUAUUUAUGAUAUUUCUUCCUGUUUGUAAAUUUCGCUGUCAGGUUUCUGAGAAAUAUGACAUACCAGGGCAUAAAUAAUGCACACAAGCAAGAUUUGCAGCCUAAAAUAAGGAAGAUGCACCCGUCUAUCACAAAUAUAUAGUCUUCUUAAGCAGUUUUGAUAGUUGUCACACCUAAGAAAUAUCUUUAACAGAGAAAAACUCUUGCACUUUGUGUAAGGCUUUUUUUUUGUUGUGUUUUUUUUUGGUCUCAGUAUGAAUGUAUUUGGUAGUUUCUAUGAAUAUCCUGUGUGGACAUCUUGUG